UGUUAAUAAAGGUUUAAUAAAAAUGGGCAGCUUUACUCUACUCUUUGGAAGACUUCUCAUGGCAAUCAUCUGGAUUGGAGCAGGAGUUCAAAAGCUUCAAGACCAAGAGAAGUUCACUAAGAUUGCUAGAGUUGGAACUAACAACUUCAACACUUGGAUUUCAAAAGAUUUAGAAUAUGGAGAAUUGCCAUUAAAAGAUUUGUUCAUUGAAAAUAUGAAUCAUAUUAUCUUAUUAAUUGCUGUAUCCCAAAUUGUAUGUGGCAUUUUGCUAGUUGCAGGAAACAAACUAGGAGCUUUUUGCCUAGCAUGUCUAUUGAUCCCAUUUACCUUCAUGAUUCAUAAUCCAUUCUUUAAAAAGUGGAAUGAACAGAGAAAACAUCUUGAAUCGCAUAUGUUUGUUAUGAAUACUUUAAUUUUUGCUGGACUGUUGAUGGUUGUAGGAUGGGAUUCAAGAAAAUCAGAUGCUGCUGCUUUAAGAGAGACUGAGCCAAAAGAUACCAGAAAGCCAAGCAGAGCAAGACAGGGAAAUAGAAACCAGAGACACACUAAAUAA
Molecule: messenger RNA, 553 nt
Organism: Moneuplotes crassus
Lineage: Eukaryota; Ciliophora; Spirotrichea; Euplotida; Euplotidae
Source: the annotation of a GenBank genome assembly